AUGAAAUUAUCUCAUCUUAUUAUAUUAAAUUAUUUAUUUUUUGAUAAUUUAAAUGGUGUUCGAAGCAACAACAUAUCUCAUAAAGAAGACGAUUGUGGAGCUUCUGAACUAGCAAUAAAAAAAUUACAAGAAUUAAAAAAAUUUGAACUUGACAUUUUAAAAGAUUUUAUCAAAAAAGAUACAGAUCAUACAGAUAUGUACAAAAGAUAUCAUUGCAUAUCAAGUGACUUUUUAAAAAACACUAAACAAGAGGAUAAGAAGAAGGAUAAUUAUACAAAUAAAGAAGACAAAACAGACAUAGAGAAUUCAUCGAAUUAUAUUAUAAAUAAUAAAAAUGAAAAAACCAGUUUUAUUAAUAAAAUAAUUUCUUUUGUAGGAAUGUGGAAUUAUAAAAAAUAUGGGAACAAUAUACAAGAAUCUAAAAAUAAAAUAAAUAUAUAUAAUAAUAAUAAUAAUAAUAAUAAAACAGAAAACGAACUUUUAUACAAUAAAGAAGAUUACACAAAUCAUAUACCAACAAAUGAAAAUCCAAACUCAUAUAUGCAAUUAUCAGCUUUUAAUUUAACAAAAAAAAGUAUGUUUUUAGGAGGUAAAGAUAAUGCUAGCCAAAAUUUCGAAGUAGGGAAUUAUGGUUCUUUCUAUAUGAUAUUCGGUGCAAGAAAUACAGAUUAUCCAUGGGCUUGCUCAUGUGACACUUUACAAUUAGAAGAAUAUAAAGAGAAAAAAAGAUCAUAUGUUUUAUGUAGUAAUCAAUUAGAUAUGUCUAUACAAAACUCAGAUCUGUUUUGCAAUCCUAAAAAUGGAGCACACUAUUAUUAUUUAUCAUAUUUUAUUCUAUUCUUUCUAUUUAUCGCAUAUAUAUAA
Plasmodium reichenowi is the source of this 864-nucleotide messenger RNA. Its product is annotated as putative membrane protein. The transcript is spliced from 4 exons. Bases 1 to 864 code for a protein of 287 amino acids. Lineage: Eukaryota; Apicomplexa; Aconoidasida; Haemosporida; Plasmodiidae. The record is from RefSeq and is a predicted model, not a curated record.